UUAAGGCGAUAACAGCUCAGUAACAGACAUGUUUGUUAGCAGCAAAAUCGCUAUUUUAUUGAGUGUUGUGGCGAACUAUUGUUAUGGGUAUAGAAUUCUCGUGGUAUUUCCAGUGCCAGGGAAAAGUCACUCCAUACUCGGAGAGGGGUAUGUCAGGCAUUUACUGGCAGCUGGACAUGAGGUGACUUACAUAACACCGGUUCCUAUGAAAGAACCACCUCCAAGACUACGCCAGGUUGAUGUAUCUGAAAAUUUGAAAUAUCUCGCUGUAGAUGAAAUGUUCGACAUAAAGCAGUUAAUGACCAAGUUAGAUAAUAUACAGGAAUAUAUGCCGUUCCAUAAAGCGAUGGAAAAUAUGAUGUACCAAACGUACCAACUGCCUGUCUUACAAAGGUUUAUAAAUGAUCCUAAGGAACGGUACGAUGUUGCUGUUGUGGAGUGGCUUUACUCGGAAUUGUCUGCUGGGUUCUCGACAGUCUUCAACUGCCCAUACAUCUGGGCAUCCUCGAUGAUCCCACACACAGCAGUGCUGUCCCUGAUAGACACCCACGUCAACCCAGCGUAUAGUGUCGAUCACUUAUCCUUUCACUACACCACCACAUUCUGGGAUAGAUUGGAGCACUGGCGCUUCAUCACUAAACUGACGUAUUACAGAUGGUCUACACGUAACGAAUUCGACGAAAAGAUGAAGAACGUAUUCGGAGCGGCCACGGUCAAAAGGGGAAACCGACUACCGCACUUUGACGACGUCAGAUACAACGCAUCCCUGAUGCUUGGUAACUCCCACGCAGUUACAGGCGACAGGAUCGCUUUACCAGAGAACUAUAAACAUAUCGGAGGAUACCAUAUGAAAGAAGUGGAUGAACCUCUACCAAAGGAUUUACAAAAGCUCAUGGACGAAUCAAAGAAUGGUGUUAUCUACUUCAGCAUGGGUACCAUGUUAAAAAGCAGUCGGAUACCAGACCACAUCAAGAGGAACCUACUGAAUAUGUUUGGAGAACUAAAGCAAACUGUGAUUUGGAAGUUGGAACAAGUAAUACCGGAUGUGCCAAAGAACGUGCAUGUUACUACCUGGGCUCCACAGCAAAGCAUUUUGGGUCACCCUAAUUGCAUACUCUUCAUCACACAUGGAGGUCUCCUGUCUAUAAUGGAAACCCUGAGUGCUGGUGUACCCAUCAUAGGAAUGCCGUUCUACGCUGACCAAUUCCUUAAUAGCGAAAGAGCAGAGGCUAGGGGCUUUGGAAUGCGGAUAGACUUUGAUGAAAACGUUGCUGAGAGUCUAAGAGUUGCCAUAAAGGAAAUGGUGGAAAAUCCAAGUUACCGGCAACGCGUGGAAGAACUUUCUCCCAUCUUUAAAAACAACAUUGUAACUCCGGGACAGCAGCUGUCCUAUUGGGUCGAGUACGUGAUCAAAACUAAAGGCGCCUUCCACCUUAGAUCGCCGGCAUUACAAGUCAGCUGGUACAAAACCAUUCACUUAGAUUUAGCACUCGUUUUACUAUUAGGAGUUAUUUUAUGUUUCAAACUUUGUGAAUGUCUGUUUAGGUUAGUAAGAAAAGGCGAAAGUCCUAAAAAGAAAAGAUCUUAAUUAAUUAUUAAAUUGUAUUUUAGCUAUACU
Molecule: messenger RNA, 1618 nt
Organism: Maniola jurtina (meadow brown)
Lineage: Eukaryota; Metazoa; Arthropoda; Insecta; Lepidoptera; Nymphalidae
Product: UDP-glucosyltransferase 2-like
Exons: 9
Coding region: 29-1588 (519 amino acids)
Molecular function (GO): UDP-glycosyltransferase activity
Source: RefSeq, a predicted model, not a curated record